AUGAAAAAUGACUUGUCUGGGAACUCUUACUUGAAGAUCCAGGGCAGUUCUCUAGUGAUUGCUAAGCUCAUUUGCAACUGCUCCAAGCCAAGUGUAUCUUUGGCCAAUGGAACCAGGCUGGCAGAGUUGAAGAAGAGCAGGAAUGAGCAGAUGCAAGCCCAACCUUCCAAGAAGGCCAGGGCUGAGCAGCUUGUGGAGAUUGUAGUUGAGGACAGUUCUGUGCACAUCCUAUGCCCUGGAAAGCGAGCUGCAUCAGCAGAUUUGAUGGUGGCACUGAAGGAAGAUCAGCUGUUCACUGUAUUCAAAUACCUUGCACCAGACUGCCAUGAUGGCUCCAAGAGCAACAGGUCCUACAAGAGAAGUGGCAACUUUGUGGGCAGUGCUAGGAAGAGAGGCAGAAGCCAUGGCUGA
Durusdinium trenchii is the source of this 411-nucleotide messenger RNA. The record is from the annotation of a GenBank genome assembly. NCBI's taxonomy places the organism in Eukaryota, Dinophyceae, Suessiales, Symbiodiniaceae.